UUGCUAUGUUGAAUAAUGCAUUUUGUCUGUAGGGACGUUCGUGGCAAUAGAGCUGCUCUCUUUGAUGGCAUUGAAGAAGGUGGCAUUAGGGCAUCAUCUUCUUACUCUUCUCAUGAGAUUGAUGAGCAUGAGAAUGAAAGAGCAAUGGAUGGCUUGCAGGAUAGAGUCAUUCUGCUGAAGAGAUUGUCUGGUGAUAUAAAUGAAGAAGUGGAGACCCAUAACCGCAUGUUGGAUAGAAUGGGCAAUGAGAUGGAUUCAUCCAGGGGAGUUCUGUCGGGAACAAUGGAUCGUUUUAAAAUGGUGUUUGAGACGAAAUCAAGCCGGAGAAUGCUUUCUCUUGUUGCAUCAUUCGUGGUGAUUUUCCUAGUCGUGAACUAUCUCACUAGGUAAUGGGUCGCAAUACGUUGAAGGCUUAAAGCUGCUAGAGAUUAAAACUUUGGGGGGUUGCUGUGAACUCCUUACUUUAAGUAAAUACUCUCUGGCUUGUAAGUUCGUGGUCCUCUGUUUAAAGAUCCCUGGAUAUGCUUGAACUGUUUUCAAAGGCUUCGACGUGGAGUGGUAAUAAUAGUAGUAUAGUACCAGCCUGACUAAUCUGCGACAUCUUUUCCUUCACAAUCUAUAUAUCAAUAUGUAAAUGAAUGUCUAUACAUUGAUUUG
Syzygium oleosum is the source of this 657-nucleotide messenger RNA. RefSeq names its product bet1-like SNARE 1-1. Bases 16 to 390 code for a protein of 124 amino acids. The transcript is spliced from 4 exons. The record is from RefSeq and is a predicted model, not a curated record. Lineage: Eukaryota; Viridiplantae; Streptophyta; Magnoliopsida; Myrtales; Myrtaceae.